Molecule: messenger RNA, 609 nt
Organism: Chenopodium quinoa (quinoa)
Lineage: Eukaryota; Viridiplantae; Streptophyta; Magnoliopsida; Caryophyllales; Amaranthaceae
Product: agamous-like MADS-box protein AGL80
Exons: 1
Coding region: 1-609 (202 amino acids)
Biological process (GO): positive regulation of transcription by RNA polymerase II
Molecular function (GO): RNA polymerase II cis-regulatory region sequence-specific DNA binding; DNA-binding transcription factor activity, RNA polymerase II-specific; protein dimerization activity
Source: RefSeq, a predicted model, not a curated record
AUGAGUAGAAAGAAUGUAAAAUUAUCAAUCAUAAAAGAUGUCGCUUCUAGGAAAUCUUCACUCACAAAUCGAUCUCAUGGGUUACUAAAAAAGACUGAGGAAAUGAGUGUGUUGUGUGACGUGGAUGCUUGUGCUAUCAUAUACGGAAAAGAUGACCAAGUUCCAUUGGUGUGGCCUUCAUCUGAGACAGAAGUAAGACGAAUUAUCAAUAAUUACAAAAGUAUGUCUCAUGUAGGUCAAUCGGAAAGGCAAUUAGAUCAACAAUCAUUAUUAAAACAAACCGUACAGAAGAAUGAAGAGAAGUUGGCUAGGAUUCAAAGCAAGAAUCGAGAGUUGCAAAUGGAAAAUAUAAUCACCGACAUAAUGACUGGCAGAGCUACACUCGAACAAGUCCCUCCCUGCGAUUUGGACUAUAUGAUUAGGGUGUUACAAGAAAGAAUGAAGCUUGUUAAGAAUCGGAUUUCUAAUUGGGAAAAUAACAUCAACAAUCCUCCUUUUCAAAAUUCAAAUACUAAUCGUGAUGAUAAUCUAAAAAUAAACUCUAGUCUUUGUCAUGAAGAUGGGGUGAUGGAGGCUAGUACGUCAAGGAAUAAUCAUACUAGUGAAUGA